CUUUAUUUUUUUUUUUUUAUAAUUCUUAAUUCCUUUAAUAUUUUCUUUUUAUAUGAAAUAAAUGAGUUCUACUAUUGAUACCACCAGUCAACAGUAUUGGCACUCAUCCAAUGAAGAUUAUAUAUCACGAGAUCAACCAUCCAUCAUUACAACGAAUGAAGAAUAUAAAGAAGAACAAGUAGAUGAAGAUGAAAUGAUAUUAGAAGAAGAAGGGUCUUCAUCCAUGUCAUCAUCACCUAGUAUUCCUGACGAAAAUAUCAAUUUUGAUUUGGUAUACGCAUUACAUACUUUUACUGCUACUGUCGAAGGUCAAGCUUCUGUAGUCAAGGGGGAUGCCUUGAUUUUGAUGGAAGAUACUAAUAUUUAUUGGUGGCUCGUGGAGGUUCUUAAAACACGUGAAAUUGGUUAUAUUCCAGCAGAAAAUAUUGAGACACCUUAUGAACGAUUGGCUAGAUUGAAUAAACAUCGUAAUGUUGAAAUCACUUCUCCUUCUUCUGAUACUACCCUCACUACUUUAGUCUCAUCGGAAUUCACCGCUUUCACAGCUUCCUCUGCCAAAAAGGUCACUAUAGCUUCAAACGAUGACUUGGAAAAAAUCAACUUUUAUGAAGUAGAAUCUGAUUUGGAAAUGGAUGACGAAUGUCCUUGGAAAAGAGAUUCCUCUUCACUGUCAUUAUCAAGUGAUGCUAGUGGGUCCAAACAGCAUUCUCAUAAUUGUGAAACUCAUAGUUUACGUGUCUUCGCUGGAAAUAUUGGUCAAGGUCCAUUGUUUCAUUCUUUCGAUAUUAUGGCAACUACCACGACUGAUGAUUUGUUGAAAGAGGUGAUCAAACGGUUCAACAUUAUGGAUACUGUGACUGAAGAUCAAGAAAGUACUAUUGAAUAUUAUAUUGCUGUUCAAGGAGCUGAUGGUGACGACUAUAUUCUGGCUUCUCAAGAUAAACCAUUCUCUAUCUUCAAGACAUUGACUGCCUCGUUAACAACACCUAUGCCCGCUGUAUCACAGAACAUUUUUCGAAAACCACAAGAAGGAAACGGGACCACACGAAGAAAACGAUCAAGUAGUUUUGGAAAUCAUGAACAAACAUCUUAUGAAGAGGAUUCUGUUAUUCGGUUUUAUGUACAUCGUCGUAUCAAACGAGCUCAUGAACGACAAGGUCUCGUUUAUAUUAAGGUGUCUCUCUAUCCUGAUGAAGCAUCUUCUGAUUCAACUGUCCCUCUUUUUGAUCAACAACAACAACAAAAUGGCUCAUCAACGUUUUUCUUCAAGAAUAAGAAAAAGAAAAUGUCCACUACAGCAAUCAAGACAGAGAUUGAUCGAAUUGACAAGAUCUUACCUGUAUCCUAUGACUCCUCGGUUGGUACUGUCAUCAACACUGCUCUUGAAAAAUUCCAUGUUCCUGAUGCUGAAGCGGAUGGUAUGCAAUCCAUGCAAGAUUUAAAGGCUCAUCCAUUAGAUGCUCCCUCUCCUUCUCAACAUAAAACGACAAAAUAUGUAAUGUCGGUACGAAAUGGAAGUGGUCAAGAAACUCCUUUGUAUGCUACUGAUAUUAUGGCCAAUGUUUUACAUGAUCAUCGACAACAAACAUCAGAACAUAUUAGCAGUGAUUUACUUUUUAUUCUACGACAAUGUGACUCAUCUGGACGAAAAGCAAGAUAUCAACCACCCCCACCACUCUCCAGUCUCAAUAGAUAUGAUCGAAAAGGUAGUUAUUCCUCUAUUGGAGGAGCGGCUGGUAAUGGAUUACCUGAAGAAAGACGACCUAGUAUCCUCGACAUUCUAAUGGAUUCUCCUCCUCGAUCCGCAGAUGAUCGGCGCCCAAGUUAUAAAGGUAGUCCAUUGGCUUCUCCACAUAGUUUCAAUGGAGAUCGACGACGUUCCAAUCAUAGCUUACUACAACAACAGCAUCAAGAACGAUCCAACUCUCUGGUACCUUCUAUCACUGAUUCACAUGGUCUUACACCUCCUACACCAUCAUUCUCUCGAUCUCGCCAAUCCUCUUGUUCAGUAGCAUCUGUCAACCCAUCAUCGUGUGAUCAAUCAGUAGAUGGAUUAGAUUCUUCUUCUCAUGUUCUUCUUUCUAGUCAAAGUCAAGACAAUCUUAGUAGUUCAUCUUCCGAUAAUAUGAAAAAACGAAAAGAAGGGUCGUCUUUGAAGCAACAGUUGAAACGAUUAGUGGGUUGGGGAUCUUCAAAUUCAUCAAAACAGAAAAAGGUACACGAUUUGACAAUUUCAACCUCUCCAUCUUCUUCACCAUCUGUCAAAUCCAAUCCUCAAUCUACUCAUCCAACUGUGGGAUGCCAUUCUGCAUUUGUGUCUACUGGCUCCAACUUUUCCUUCAAGGCAGAAGGUUUACAAUCCAAUAUCAGUACAACAUCAGCACCAGCAGCUUCUACAGCAUUACCGUCUUCACCACCUCCUCCACAACAACAACAACAAUCACCUAUAUCUUGGUAUAGUAAUAACAGCAAUAGUGCUUUACCUUUGUCACCUCUUCCUCCUCCUCCUCUUUCGGCAUCCACUACAACACCAUUAGAACAAUGGCAGCAUGUAGAUUCUGUGAUGAUGGUACAUGAUGCUUCUUAUCCCAGUAUGAAUGGUCAACAACAGCAACAACAACAACAACAAGAUGAACCUGCUUCCAAUAAUUUACUUCCUCCUACCGUACCAUUUAAAUCAAACAAUGACAGUCAAAUAUCUUCUAUCUCAACAGGCACAACAACCACUAGUAGUCAUACGGAAUCGAUUUCUAGAUUAUCUCUUUCUGAUGUACGACCCGAAACUACUUCUCAGCAAGUGGACGACGACCUUACCAGUACAAGUAGUGAAGAGGAUGAAGAUAUACAAAGAAAUGAUGAUGUUAGUGAUGAUACCGAUGAUUCAGACGAUCAACCAGAUGAUGGUACUUCUCUUGACAAUAAUAGUUAUAGACCUGUAGAAAAGACAUUGAUGGAAGAUAGUGCUAUGUCAUUAUUUGCAGCAUCACAACAACCACAACCACAACAACAACAACAACAACAACAACAACAACAACAACAACAACAACAAGAACAAGAUGAUGAUUUUGAUAGUGAUCUUUUCUAUCUGGUGACACAAGGUGUGGAUUAUCUCAAAACACGAGAAUGCACUAAAUGGGAAGAUGAUCAAAAUGGAUAUCAAUAUCAUCCUUGGAAUCGACCACAACCUGGAAGUACAAUAAACAAUGAUACAAAGAUCUCAACACCACCACCAUGCACAACUCCAAAAGAAGAAGAAGAAGAUGAUGAAGAAGAAAAGGAAGAAAAAGAAGAAGAAGAUAGUACUGAAGUGACAGAAGCACCUAUGGUAGAAUCAUAUACUGACAAGGCCAUGGUCUCACCUCCUUUAUCACCUGCCAAUAUUCAAGUGAAUCGAUCUUUCUCUAAUAAAUCAAAUUUCUCUUCUUCAUCAGUAAAGAAGGAAUCUGUUGUAGAUGACGAGGAAUUGAAAUGGAUUGUUAAUUCUCAUAUUUUAUUUUGAAAUUCAUUAUACACUCACUCACUCAGAGAAUAUAUACUAUACAUAGAUAGGAAAAUCAUGUUGUACCAUCCUUCUUAUUCCCUCACUUAUACAUAAUCAAUGAUUCAUCAGUCACUUUAUUAUUUUUUAUUCAAUUCAACCCAAUAAAAAUAUUUGUCUAUAUUAUUUUAUUUUAUUUUUUAUCUUUUUCGAUCAAGAGGACAUUCUAUUUGAUGGAAG
This is a messenger RNA of Halteromyces radiatus, 3718 nucleotides long. RefSeq lists its product as uncharacterized. The coding region runs from base 62 to 3499 and encodes 1145 amino acids. The record is from RefSeq and is a predicted model, not a curated record. Gene Ontology annotation, molecular function: protein binding. The transcript is spliced from 6 exons. Gene Ontology annotation, biological process: establishment or maintenance of actin cytoskeleton polarity. Gene Ontology annotation, cellular component: cell tip; microtubule cytoskeleton. Lineage: Eukaryota; Fungi; Mucoromycota; Mucoromycetes; Mucorales; Cunninghamellaceae.